GCAAAACCAGCAAAAAGUGGAGAGAGAAAAUUUAAAAAAGAAAACAAAUGGAAAAUUGUAGAGAGAGAAAAGUCACAUUACAUACGAGCAGUGAGAAAGAGAGAGAGUCAGAGUAUAUAAAUAGAGGGAAGAAGUUGGCAGAAGUUGCAGAGCAAAAAUAGGAUCUUCUCUCUGUUGGGGUCUCUGCAAAUGCUUCUACCUGAUUGCCACUCUCUCUCCUGAGCUAGGAGAUCCCCCUUUCUCUCUAGAAAUCAGAGAAAAAACUCCAUUAAUUCCCCUCUUCUUCACAGAACAGAGCAAGCCCUUUUCUUUCUCUGGCUUGAAACAAUUGAGGAACCCAUCAAUUGACGCUCUGCUAUGGCUUCUGAACUGAUCUACAGAGGCCAUGACGAACCCCUACACCCCAACUCCUCUGUGUAUUCUCCGAAACCCACAAAGCCAUGGUCUCUAUUUCGCUACCUUCUCAAAGAACAACGUUUGAUCUUUGGCUUUGUAGGUUUCGCCAUAGCCUCUCUCUUCUUUACUCUGAAACCCAUUUCAGGAACACCUUCAGUCCCCUCUGAUUCUAGUGUUUUUGUUAUGCCCGAACCCCAUAGAGAGCUCUUACCAACUGGUUUCAUGUUUCAGGAUAAGGGUUUUAAUGGUGAGUUUAGGUUGGGUUCAGGGAAAGUGCCUCUGGGUUUGAAGAGAAAGGGUUUGAGAGUCGUGGUUACAGGUGGUGGCGGCUUUGUAGGAAGCCAUUUGGUCGAUCGACUAAUGGCAAGAGGUGACUCUGUUAUUGUUGUUGAUAACUUUUUCACUGGGAGGAAAGAGAAUUUGAUGCACCAUUUUGGCAACCCUCGAUUCGAGCUCAUAAGGCACGAUGUGGUGGAGCCGAUCUUGUUAGAGGUUGAUCAGAUCUAUCAUCUUGCAUGCCCUGCUUCUCCGGUUCAUUACAAGUUCAAUCCAGUCAAGACUAUCAAGACAAAUGUGGUUGGGACAUUGAACAUGUUGGGCCUUGCCAAGAGGGUUGGAGCUCGCUUCCUACUCACCAGCACCAGUGAAGUCUAUGGUGAUCCCCUGCAACACCCCCAAGUCGAGACAUAUUGGGGCAAUGUUAAUCCUAUAGGUGUUAGGAGUUGCUAUGAUGAGGGAAAACGGACUGCAGAGACACUAACCAUGGAUUACCACAGAGGUGCUGGUGUUGAGGUGAGGAUUGCUCGGAUAUUCAACACAUAUGGGCCACGUAUGGGUAUUGAUGAUGGCCGAGUUGUGAGCAAUUUCGUUGCUCAGGCUCUGCGAAAGGAACCGAUGACUGUGUAUGGAGAUGGGAAGCAAACCAGGAGUUUCCAAUAUGUUUCCGAUCUGGUUGAGGGUCUGAUGAGACUCAUGGAAGGGGAGCAUGUUGGGCCAUUCAAUCUCGGCAACCCUGGGGAGUUCACGAUGCUGGAACUCGCACAGGUGGUACAAGAGACAAUCGACCCAAAUGCAAGGAUCGAUUUCCGGCCAAACACAGAGGAUGAUCCACACAAGAGGAAGCCUGACAUUGGCAAGGCAAAGGAGCUUUUGGGUUGGGAGCCAAAGGUGGCCCUACGCCAAGGUCUCCCUCUCAUGGUCUCUGACUUCAGGACUCGCAUUUUUGGCGACCACGCCGAUGGCUUUGGGGCUGCUAACUCUGGCAAUCCUUCCCGCGUUGCGUCUUCCAAGUCGGCCAAGGCUUGAUGUUUCUUUCUCCCUCUACAUUUGUUUCACUCCCUCUCUCACUAUAUAUGAGGCAUGCCUUGGGGAGGUUGCUUCCCAUGUCUGCUUUGAAUCC
Molecule: messenger RNA, 1795 nt
Organism: Amborella trichopoda
Lineage: Eukaryota; Viridiplantae; Streptophyta; Magnoliopsida; Amborellales; Amborellaceae
Source: RefSeq, a predicted model, not a curated record